Molecule: messenger RNA, 1180 nt
Organism: Myripristis murdjan (pinecone soldierfish)
Lineage: Eukaryota; Metazoa; Chordata; Actinopteri; Holocentriformes; Holocentridae
Exons: 8
Coding region: 1-1044 (347 amino acids)
Source: RefSeq, a predicted model, not a curated record
AUGGCAACCCCUGCUGUGGAGAAAGGGACAGGGUCUCUGCAGGGCAGAGUCUCUUCAGACGGGGCCGGCGGCUUGUUGCAGGUCAGCUCGGGGAGGGCCCUGAACGCCUCCUGGCAGCUCUGCAGGAAGAGUCCCACAGACACAGUUCACCUGCGGCCCGACGGCAUCGAUCUACGGCUCCUCCGGCUCCUCGCGUGUCGCCUCCUCUUUCAUUUCUACGUCACUGUGGAGGUCAGAGCUCAGAGGUCAGAGGUCAUGGCGGCCGGACCGCAGAGGGAACGCGUCUCCCCGACGUGCGCCGUGAGUGUUUCCAACCAAUCAGCAUCCAGCAAACUCUGGCACACUCACCUUCAUCUACCUGUCCCUUUCUCCACAGCAGGGGUUGCCAUGGCAGCACAGCUGCAUCAGGACCAGUUAUCACUGACCAGCAGAACCAAUGAGAAAGUCUCCUUCAGAUACAUUCAACAACACACACAGGUUUUUGUCACAGCACUUUUCACUGUGGGGGGCAAGAUCUUUGGCUCAGGCACCAGACUGUAUGUAACAGGUCGUCCAGUUGUGCCGCCCAAAGUGAGCAUCUACCCAGCGACCAGAGCCGACUCAAACAAGAACAGCUCCCUGCUGUGUCUGGCCACAUCCAUGUUUCCUCCUGAGGUCCAGUUCUCUUGGAGGACAAAGGACAACAAGAGGACAAUUCCUGAGGGAGAGCGAAUGGAGCUCAGAGAGGAAGAGCAUGCCGCCUCCAUCGUGCUGAUCGAUCAGGAGGAGCUCAUCACGUAUCAAUACAUCUGCUCCGUCAAACACCAAGGGGGCACGGUGGAGGCCAAGAUACCACCAGAGCUUCCAGCGUCAGCAGCCUCCAUCCCUCCAGUCACAGACACAGCAGAGCCGCCAGCCGGGGAGCAAAGUGACGUGUCCUUCCAGUUCCAGUGCAGGGUGAAGCUGCUCUCUCUGGUUUCCACAAUGAUGAUAGUGAAGAGCAUGGUGUACUGCUGUGGACUCUCUCUCCUGAUCAUCCACAGAAACAAGGGACCUGCUGACUGACUGUCCUGCAGCGCCGCUUGAUGAUGUCAUCACUGACUGUCCUGCAGCGUCGCCUGAUGAUGUCAUCACUGAGCGAAGUGUCAUCAGUUAAUUGCAUUUCCUGUUUUGCUCAGUUGUUGGAAACGUUGUCACUUUA